AUGGGCAUCUGUUUUUCAUGCCUUAUAGGCCUGGAUGAAAAUGACGAUAACGAAAGACAAUCAUUACUCGGGAACCACCAGCAAUAUGCUGACGAAAACUACCAGGAACAACUAAUCAAGCAACAACAGAGGCAAAGUGAGCUCAACGGUAUCGUCAGCGACCUCAAUAACGACUUAAUCGAUGUAUCCACGUUCGUAUCGAAUACUCAAGCCGCGGAGAACGAAGCAACCAGCCAAGAACCAGAAAACGAAAUCCAAUCGCCUGCUCUUUCAGCAGCUGCCAACUCCACCUCUGCUCCAGGCACUGCCCAUGCAUCACCCAGCGUUGUUCCAGUGUCAUUGAGCAACGACAAGUCAUUCCCCCACCUCCUUAGCAUUGAUGAAAAGAAAAAAAUCUUGGAAGACUCCAAGCAGUAUGCUGACCAGGUAGCACCUAUCAAGGCGCCUGGGCCAUUGUAUGUGAAGUUCUAG
This is a messenger RNA of Candidozyma haemuli, 471 nucleotides long. RefSeq lists its product as uncharacterized. The record is from RefSeq and is a predicted model, not a curated record. Bases 1 to 471 code for a protein of 156 amino acids. Lineage: Eukaryota; Fungi; Ascomycota; Pichiomycetes; Serinales; Metschnikowiaceae. The transcript has a single exon. Gene Ontology annotation, cellular component: late endosome membrane; membrane raft; Ragulator complex. Gene Ontology annotation, biological process: endosomal transport; positive regulation of MAPK cascade; regulation of receptor recycling.